CUAAUAGAUUCACAUAGGAACAUUGUCAAAAUUGUUCAAUUUAGAGAAAUGGCUGCAAUAAAUCUUAUGAGCUGAAAUUAUCCAGAAUGAUAUUAAGACAAAAACUAUCUGUAUGUCAUCAGGAAUGUGAGGACCUGAAGAAAGAGAACAAAUGCUUGUCAAAUGAGCUGCAUUUGGAAAGAAUUUUUAUGAAAUCGGAAAGCGAGCUGGGCAUGAGAAAUCUCAGAAAUAUAAACCAUGGACUGCAAACACUAGUUAAAGAGCUGAAGCAGAAGCUGAAUGCCGCUCAGCAGACAGCGACAAAAUACUCCAAGCUUGUGGAGGAGGCCUCCCUGGCGCAUGCAGAAGCUGAGAAAGGCCAAGCGGAGGCUGAAGCCCAGGAAAAGUUGUGUCGGGAGCAACAAGAAGCAGUUCAGCUGGAGAACAUCAGCUUAAAAGAAGAAACUCAGCAGCUGAAGAGAAAGUUAACCGAAAUGCAGCAGCUGUUAGGACAAGUGGAAAAGAGCCACUUUGAAAGUCAGAUGAAACUAGAGAGAAUAACAAUGGAGAGGGAAGUCAUCCGUGAGGAAAAACGAUAUUUGGAGCACGAAAGGAAUGAACUAAAGCAGAAACUGAAAGGAACACUAGAAGAGAAUUUGAAGUGUAAAGAAAGUGAAAUCUCUCAAAGAUGUAGAACAGAAGCUGCUGAAGAAGCUUUAGAGAAAGCAACCUUGCUUCAUUAUGAGUCGGAAAGGGGGAAGCGCUUGCUAGAGCGGGACAUAGAAGAGAAGGAAAAACAGUGUGAGAUGUGGAUGAAGAAAUAUGGUGCCAUGGCAGACCUCUGGCAAUCCCAAGAGGAAGAAAAAUCAAGAAGGCAAAACAAAGCUUGUCAGGUGAAAAUAAAGAGCUAUUUCUUGUGUAUCAAUGAAAGCAAUGAGCACAUAACAGUAUUAAGAAAUGAAGAUGGAACUCCACAGAGAUUUGCGGAAGGAGAGCAAGUUUGUUUUUCAGUCCCUGGUGUUGACAAUGAAGAAAAGGCCAAGAGCACUGACAGGAUUUUGCACAGAGUUGUUGCACCCAGUUCAAACCCUGGACAUCCUCAGAUGUGUGGACUUUGUCCUGCUGAACUGCAGGAGAGAACACCUGCUAGAAGAGGCAGGAAAAUCAUUGAAUAUUUCUGGUUUCCAGUUGAUGGUAAUACUGAAGAGUGAUUGGAGAAGAAAUAAAAAUAUAACCAAUGAUGGGGGGGGGGUAGGCAGUUCCGGUACCUUGAGUAGGAGCCACAAUGUUUUUGCUGGAGUCCAAGAUUAAUUGAAGAAUUUCCUUGUACUGGCAAGUGAACGAGGUGAUGAUGAGACAUUUGUUUGUGAUAGUUUGUCAUAGAUGAAGCCAGAGAACGAGAAACUUAAUCCAGCAGAGGUUAGGCAAAUCUUUCUUUUUUUAAAAUAGGUUUCCUACUUACCAGCAUUCUAAAUUAAAACACUUGCCUUGCACAUCUAAUUAAAAGUUACAUUCCAGUUGCCUGAACAUAUUUUGUUAAGAUGCAAUGUGCAUGCAAAAUUGAAUCUGUGCAACAC
Podarcis raffonei (Aeolian wall lizard) is the source of this 1556-nucleotide messenger RNA. RefSeq names its product golgin subfamily A member 6-like protein 6. Bases 87 to 1190 code for a protein of 367 amino acids. Lineage: Eukaryota; Metazoa; Chordata; Lepidosauria; Squamata; Lacertidae. The transcript is spliced from 7 exons. The record is from RefSeq and is a predicted model, not a curated record.